Molecule: messenger RNA, 918 nt
Organism: Pestalotiopsis fici W106-1
Lineage: Eukaryota; Fungi; Ascomycota; Sordariomycetes; Amphisphaeriales; Sporocadaceae
Exons: 3
Coding region: 1-918 (305 amino acids)
Cellular component (GO): RNA polymerase II transcription regulator complex
Molecular function (GO): DNA-binding transcription activator activity, RNA polymerase II-specific; transcription cis-regulatory region binding
Source: RefSeq, a predicted model, not a curated record
AUGGACUACUCGCAGCAUUUCUAUGGCAGUGGCGGCGGUCAGCCAUACCAGUUUCUCGGCAUCCCACCCCCAACACCUUCACACUCGCAUUCGGUAGCUUCGGACGAGUUUAACCAGCAAUCUCCCGCGGAAGUCUACGAUCAAUUUCAAAACUUUGAAAACUAUCCGCAAUUUGCCAACAAUCGCGCGCACCCGCACGCAUUCCAAGCAAGACAAACCCCGCCUACGCCGCCAGCCCAGCAACACCUGAACACGCGGAACCACAGGAGCUCACAGAGCGAUGCCGUGUCAGCAGCCAAGCCUGAGCCUGCCCAAGAUGCCCAGGCAGCCGGGUCAAAUUCAGAUGACGAGGACAUGACGCCCGCCCAGUCCCGUCGCAAGGCGCAAAACCGUGCAGCCCAGCGCGCCUUUCGAGAACGCAAAGAACGCCAUGUCAAGGAGCUCGAAGCAAAGGUUGCUGCGCUCGAAGCCGCGCAACAGCAGACCUCGACUGAAAACGAUCAGCUCAAGCGCGAUCUGCAGAAAAUGAGCACCGAAAACGAAGUCUUGCGCGCGACAUCUAAUAUGAGCCAGAAUGGGUCAAUGAGCCCAGCAAGCAACCCUCCAACAACGACAGGCCCUAUGCGCUUCAACCCGACAGACUUUUACUCUGAUCUGCUGGCAAAUCACACCAACAAGACACCAAGUCAUCGCAUCGUCGAGUCAGAAAACGGCGAGCGACUCCUUGCGGCCGGAGCAACCUGGGACCUGAUUGUCAAUCAUCCGGCGUUCAAAAAGGGCCUCGUCGAUGUUGGUGAUGUAAGUGAACGGCUCAAAUCAAAAGCCAGAUGUGAUGGACAAGGGCCUGUCUUUGAGGAAUCGGCGGUUCUUAAAGCCAUUGAAGAGAGCGUGGCCAGUGGUAGCGACGAGCUAUUGUAA